Triticum dicoccoides is the source of this 1272-nucleotide messenger RNA. Its product is annotated as 1-aminocyclopropane-1-carboxylate oxidase homolog 1-like. The transcript has a single exon. Bases 1 to 1116 code for a protein of 371 amino acids. NCBI's taxonomy places the organism in Eukaryota, Viridiplantae, Streptophyta, Magnoliopsida, Poales, Poaceae. The record is from RefSeq and is a predicted model, not a curated record.
AUGGCCUCCGACUCCGAUCGCCUUCGUGCCCUCAAGGCUUUCGACAACACCAAGGCCGGCGUCAAGGGCCUCGUUGACACGGGCAUCACCACCAUCCCCUCCAUCUUCCACCACCCCCUCCCCCUCCACCGUUUGCAUGCAGAUCAAGAGCACCACUUCACCAUCCCGGUCAUCGACCUCGCGGCUGCCAUGGGUGCUACUACUACUACUACUGCACCAUCCGAGCGAGCUGAGCUGGUCGCCACGGUGAAGGCGGCCGUGGAGACGGUGGGCUUCUUCCAGGUGGUGAACCAUGGUGUGCCCAAGGCGGUCAUGUCAGAGAUGCUUGCGGCGUUGCAGGGCUUUCAUGAGGAGACGGUGGAGGCCAAGGCGCCCUACUACAGCCGGGACUCUCGCCGGCGCGUGAGGUACCAGAGCAACUUCAACCUGUUCCGGUCACCGGCGGCCACCUGGCAUGACACCCUUUUCAUGGAGACGGCGCCGGAGCCGACGCCGCCCGAGGAGAUCCCUCCCGCGUGCAGGACCAUCGUGCCUGAGUACACAAGGCUGGUGCAGCAGCUGGGCCGCACCCUGCUCGAGCUGCUGUCGGAGGCACUGGGCCUUCACCGUGGGCACCUGGAGGAGGAUGCUGCGUGCCUGGAGGGGCUCGCUGGCCACUACUACCCGUCCUGCCCAGAGCCGCACCUGACGUUGGGCACCACCGCCCACUCCGACCCCUGCUUCCUCACUGUGGUCCUCCAGAACGCUGUGGGCGGCCUCCAGGUGCUUGUCGACGGACUACAGGAAGACGACAAGAAGAAGUCGGAUGCUGUGUGGGUGGAUGUGCCAGUGGUGGCGGGCGCGCUGGUGGUGAACGUCGGCGACUUCCUGCAGCUUGUCUCCAACGGCAAGUUCAAGAGCGUGGAGCACCGCGUGGUGGCCAAGAGCGUCGGGCCUCGCGUCUCCGUGGCCUGCUUCUUCCGGCCGCAGGGCGCAGCCACAUCAACGAGAGUGCUACAGCCAAUUGUCACCAACGGUGAGGCGCGGUACAGGAGCACCACCAUGGCGGAACUGGUCCGGCGCUACAGGGCCAAGGGCCUCUACGGCAGCUCUCUGCUCCAGCACCUGAGUCUCUGAAUCCAUCCGAUCAAAACUACAAGCUAGUUGCUCGCUCGGCACCCCAAUCAUAUCCAUCCUAGUAAUGCAAGAUGCUUGGAUUGUGUUUGUGGUUCGAAUUCAAUAUAUAUGUAUCCAAGCAAUGCAAGAUGCAAUUAAUCUUUUCUGCUUUCCAAA